Messenger RNA from Cladocopium goreaui, 1278 nucleotides. The record is from the annotation of a GenBank genome assembly. Lineage: Eukaryota; Dinophyceae; Suessiales; Symbiodiniaceae.
AGUGGCUGCACUGACUGCGCUGGGCAGUUGCCAUGGUGACUGGGAUAGGCAACGACAUGGAAGCUUCUGCGGAAGCGAUGACCAUGGAGCAGAUGAUUGCGAUGAAGGAAGGGCUAGAAGCUCAAAUCAAAGCGAUGAGCAAACCGACCACUGACAAAGUGAAUUCAGUGGGACGAUUUACUGCGGCGGCAAACAUCAGUGGCAUUGACGAGGAAGAUCCUCCCCCACGUCGCCUGAACGUGGGUCAGAUGUAUCAAGUCAUCGCCAAGUUCGUGGCGGUGCGCUCGGGACCGUCCUUGGAGGCGCCCUUCCUGCGGCGCCUCAACCAGGGCGCCAAGGUGGAGAUGUUCGAAUGGGACAGCAGCCGCAGAUGGCGCAGAAUUUCCGUCGAGUGUGCUGCAGUCAUGGAGGGGAAGCCCAAACCCAGGUUGUCAGAAGCACAACGAAGGUGGGCAACUGAAACGCCGCAUUGGGACAACGCAAAAGGCUGUUGGGUGGACAAAUCCAAAAAGGUGGAAGUUGUUGAUGACGCUGAAGAUCUGGUGGUCCAAAAAGAUGGCUGGGUCUUGGUGCAGCAUCCAGACAUGGGUCUAUUGCUGCAAGCGCUUGGGGAAGGCGAUGCCCUUGUGGAAGAGGUUGUUCCGGUCAGAAGUGAAGGAGCACCGCAGGAAAGAUCUGUGGCAGCUCCUGUGGUGGUGCAACCCACGACCAAGGAGGAGACCUUUGAUUACUACUGGGGCACCUCCAGCAAAAAGCCGGUCACCUUCCAGGCGACUCCAGCCCCGCCAGCUGUUGCACAAUCUCCAGUCAUUGGCGAGUCUUCAUUUGGCGAUUCGCAGCCACAGAAGCCAUCGGUGCUUGGCGAAUCCUCCAUUGCAGAGGCCAUGCUGUCGGCGGUGGGAGGUGCCUUGAAUGAGGAUUCCAAUGAUCAUGCAGCUGAGGUGCCGAAUGUGAAUCACCCAAAGAUCGAAGCCACAAGAUACCGCGUGGUUUACAAGAAGGUGGCAGUCCGGAAGGAGCCCAACACCAAGUCGGAGGCUCUUCGUCAACUGCCGCAGGGUGAGAUAGUAGAGAUGUACGAGUGGGAUGAGACACAUUGCUGGCGCCGCAUUCGUAUUCUGGCCAUUCGAGAAGCAGCUGAAGGCGGUGGAAUGCAGGAAACCGACGGCUGGAUGCUGAUUGAGUCGCCCAGCGUGGGUCGACUGUUGGAGGAGGUAGCAGGAGACGACAACGACGAUGACUUUGCUGGUUGAGUGCCACAAGGAGCUGCCGCCCACG